Messenger RNA from Fusarium fujikuroi IMI 58289, 1659 nucleotides. Its product is annotated as probable sulfatase. The coding region runs from base 1 to 1659 and encodes 552 amino acids. The record is from RefSeq and is a predicted model, not a curated record. Lineage: Eukaryota; Fungi; Ascomycota; Sordariomycetes; Hypocreales; Nectriaceae. The transcript has a single exon.
AUGGACUCGCGGCCAAAUAUUCUCUUCAUCAUGGCAGAUGACCAUGCAUCCAAAGCCAUCAGUGCUUACGGCGCUGGCAUAAACAAUACGCCAAACCUCGAUCGGAUUGCCAAAAAUGGCAUGCUAUUCAAUCACUGCUAUGUAACAAACUCCAUCUGUACACCAUCUCGAGCGGCCAUUCUUACAGGAACAUACAACCACGUGAACGGGGUCAUGACGCUCGACAACCAUAUCAACAAACAUAUGCCCAACGUAGCGAAGCAUAUGCGCACAGGCGGUUACCGUACGGCAAUUGUGGGCAAGUGGCAUUUGGGCGAAGGUGAACCACACGAGCCGACGGGUUUCGACUACUGGAGCGUCUUGCCAGGACAAGGGGACUACUGGGACCCCGAGUUCAUCGAAAUGCCCCCCGGCGACAAAGGCGCAGCCGUCGAGCGUCACGAAACAGGCUAUGUCACGGACAUCAUCACCGACAAGUGCCUCGAGUGGAUAACUGCAACUGAGAGCUCUGGCAAGCCGUUCUUUGUGAUGUGCCAUCACAAAGCCCCUCACCGAUCUUGGGAAUGCGAUACAAAGCACAAGAGCCUGUAUGCCGACAAGCCGAUCAAGGUUCCAGAGACGUACGACGAUGACUACAAGAAUAGAGCUAAAGCUGCCAGAGUGGCCAAAAUGCGCGUGGCUGAGGACUUGACAUAUCAGGAUCUUGGGCUCGUUCAGCCAGAUGGCGGUCGGUCGGUAGGCGAGCGUGUCACCCAAGAGUCUGGCUCAGCCCAACGCAAGAUCCCAACAGACCCGAGUAUUAAACUGAUUGACAAAGAUGAUGGCACCGUUUUCACUUUCACUACACCUGGCGAGCUGUCUGCCUUCAAGUUCCAACGCUACAUGCAGCGGUACCUGCGCGUGAUCCAAUCUGUGGAUGACAACGUUGGGCGCAUGCUGGACUAUCUUGACCAAAAGGGCCUUACGGAGAAUACUCUUGUUAUUUACACCUCGGACCAGGGCUUUUUCUUAGGUGAGCAUGGAUGGUUCGACAAAAGGUUCAUGUACGAGGAAUCUUUCCAGAUGCCCUUCCUAGCGCAGUUCCCGAAGCAAAUUCCAGCCGGCUCUAUCAGCAACGAGAUAUUCUGCAACAUCGACUUUGCCCCGACCUUCCUCGAGCUGGCCGGCAUCAGGAUCCCGAACUAUAUGCAAGGCAGGUCGGCACUGCCUCUGAUGCGCGGGGGUCCCGUGACGGGCCCGGAAUGGGAGAAUGUCGCGUACCACCGUUACUGGAUGCACAACGAUGUAAUUCACCAGGCCUAUGCGCACUACGGAUGCCGCAAUCAGCGGUAUAAGCUCAUUUACUGGUACAACGAGGACCUUGGAGUUGUAGGCGCGCGGCCAGGAAGGGCAGACAAUAUUAAUGAGCCAGAGGAAAAGGAGUGGGAGCUUUUUGAUUGCGAGAAGGACCCUCUUGAGCUCUUCAACUUGUACAAUGAUAGUGCGUAUAGUGACGUGGUCAAGCACAUGACGGCUCUCCUCGAGGCCAAGAUGGAGCAUAUUGGCGAUGAUCCGAUCCAUCUCCGGCUGAGUGGCCCAAGCAAAGGUGUCCCAGCGGUAGUCAAGUAUGCAGAACAGAACGGCGUGCGACCCGAGGAUGCGCUGAAGCAGAGGUUGUGA